AUGGGGACGAUCGGGGCACAUUCGCUGUUAGUUGUAUUGUUUCCGCCUCCUCGCCAGCUACGGCUCUGCUCCCGGGCGAGGCCUGUCACCGACCAGCCGCCGCUCCGCUCAGCCCGGAGCUCUCCUAAUCCCCGAGCUCAAGUAGAUUCCGCUGGCCCGCGGCCUGCACUCUCCGCCGGGCCUACGCCUCCCCGGCCGCCCGGCAGGAGCCCCGGCGCCGCCAGCGGAGCCGGCCGGGAGAGGGUACAAAACCCCCGCCACCCAGGGCGGCUGCCAGCAGGAAUUUACCUGGGCGAAUCGGCGUCUGAAUCCGAGGGGAGGCCGAGGCCGCGGUGGCGAGAGACUAUAAUCCGGGCCGGGUGGGGGGGUGGCUACGGCUCCUCUUCCGUCUCCUCAGUGCGGGGAACAUGUAGAGCCGGGGGGAGACCAGCCGAGAAGACAAAUCGCUGCUUCUUCUUCCUCCUCCUCCUCCUUCUCCCACAUAGAAACACUCACAAACACCCGACCGGGGGCCCGAGCUACCGGGGGGGCAUCGCCGCCGGCCCGGGAACCAAUCCUCCAGUCGGCGGGGGCGUCCCUCCCUGCGGCUUGGUGGUGUCGGAACAAAAUGCCGACCGGAAGUGCAGCUGCAGGAAUGACUCCCUCCGCCGGCGCCAAACACUAACAACCACCCCCUCUUCCCCACUCCACUUCCGCCACCGCCGCCGCCGCCGCCACCGCCACUUCGGCUCGCGUCCUCCGUCGCGCGGCCCCGCACUGUGCCGGGGGCCGGGAGCCGGGCGGCGGCCGCUCUCCUCUGCGCCUUUCGCCUCGGGGUGGCCGUGGAUGUUGCCUUUUAACUGUCGAUCCGGCGGGAACGGCGUUGGCGCUGCUGCCCGGGCGGGCCAGCCCUCCCCGGACUCUAUUUUCCUGGAGGCCGACCAGCAGCAGGGCCCGAGUUCCGUGGUGGUCGUGCGUGCUGGGGACUCGCAGGCCGCGCUGACAGUCCCCGCUCGUCGUCCUAGCUUUAGGGAGCCGAGCCCGCAGUAGCCGCGCGGGGGGACACACGCGAUCCGACGGCGACGUUGCGUUGUUUUGUUUUUGUUUUUUUUUAAUUUUUUGAAUGGUGUCCCUGCAGCCGGGUGGAUGGAUGUAUCGUACACCUUUUUCUCCUUUGGCGAUGCUGCACUUUACCCCCGUCUCUGUAUUAUUUCUGCGGAGGAAGGACGCAACCCUUGGAGGUGAAGAAGCUUCCCGGCCGGAUUGAUUUGGAAUCGUAUAUUUCGAUGCAUUUAUUUCUGGAAAUAUGCGGUCUGCUUGGGCCUGGCCUUUUGUUGCCGGUGAUUUGGGUUCGUCCCUAACCUAGAUGAAGGCCUGUAGGCGACGCUGUUGGAGUGAAUCGCCGGCUGCGGGGCGGCCUGGAGCGCUUGAGCGGGGGUGGAGCCGAGAGCGCGGGCCCCGACCCCCACCGACUCCGGCAGGCAGUGUGGGGGGGGGUGGGGGGGGAGCGGCCUUUCCAAGCCCUUUUCCCUCUCUCCCGUUGAACGUGACUGGACGUGGCUGGAGGACAAAUGUGGUUGUGUGUACAUGACCGUGCGGCUUGUAAUCUUACUGUAACGCGCGAGGUACUGAAACUUACGUGUGUUGGGGAGGAGGGGGGCGCUGUUUGCUCUUUAGCUUCAAAAAAAAAAACUAUAGGUAAGCGAAUUUGAUUGAAACGGGUCACGAUUUGUAUUUCUUCCCCUGAAUAUAGUUAAAUUAUACGUUGGCUGUAUGGUUUAUGUACUCAUAUAUGCAUCGAUACGUGAAAAGUAAAUGGGAAAUUUUGCCUCCAGG
This is a messenger RNA of Sorex araneus (European shrew), 1815 nucleotides long. RefSeq lists its product as uncharacterized. Lineage: Eukaryota; Metazoa; Chordata; Mammalia; Eulipotyphla; Soricidae. The transcript has 3 exons. The record is from RefSeq and is a predicted model, not a curated record. Bases 1 to 1029 code for a protein of 342 amino acids.